AUGUCUUUCCUUCAUAAUCAUUCUUGCGAGUGCGUUAAGUCAGAAUUGGAUUUGUUUGCACUACCGUCUACACAAACUAGCAUUGAAAAUGGAUUGUGGAUUCAUUAUAAACCAAUUUCAUCUCUUGGUGAUGAUGGACCUAUCGAGUUUCAAGUUCCUGGGACCGGCGAUGACUACAUAGAUUUGUCUCAUACAUUACUCCACAUAAAGGCAAAAGUAUUAAAUCAAGAUUCAACUAAUUUGGUAUCUACUACAAUAGUAGCACCUGUAAAUAAUUGGCUGCAUUCACUUUUUAGUCAACUUGAUGUUUAUUUAAACCAAAAACUUGUAUCACCACCUAAUAAUACCUAUGCAUAUCGAGCAUACAUGGAAACCCUUUUAAACUAUGCCCCUGCUGCUAAACAAUCUCAUCUUACUUGUAGUCUUUGGUAUGAGGAUACAGCAGGAAAAAUGGAUUCUACAGAUGGUAAAAACAUAGGAUUUGUUAAAAGACAGGAAUUGAUUAGUGAAAGUAAGGAAAUAGAAAUGAUUGGUCAUCUUCACGGUGACAUUUUUAACCAAGAUAAAUUUUUAAUUAAUGGUGUUGAAAUGAGUGUUAAAUUGGUUCGAUCAAGAGAGAGUUUUAAUUUAAUUGUUGGAUCAAACGAUGUAAAGUUUAAAGUUUGUAUUACGGACGCAACUCUUUUUGUUCGACGAGCACGAAUUAAUCCAAGUGUAUUACUCGCACAUCAAAAAGUUUUAGCUUCUACCACUGCUAAAUAUCCUAUUACUCGAGCUGAAGUAAAAGUUUUAACAAUUCCUUCGGGUGUUCAAGGAAAAACUCUUGAUAAUAUAUUUUUAGGACAGGUACCGAAAAGAUGUAUAAUUGGAUUUGUGAACAAUUCUGCAUUUAAUGGUUCCCUUACUAAAAAUCCAUUUAACUUUGAAAACUAUGGUAUUAAUUCUUUCAGCUUAUAUAUUGAUGGUCAACAAAUACCUUCAAAAGCUUUGCAACCAUCUUUUAAUAAUAGCAUAUUUACAUCAGCAUAUCAUACUCUAUUCUCGGGAACUGGUAUUCACUUUCUUAAUGAAGGAAAUGGAAUCUCUUGUGAACAGUAUGGCAAAGGUUACUGUCUAUUAGCAUUUGACUUAACUCCUGAUUUAUCAGCUAACUCAUCAACUCAUUGGAAUCUCAUAAAGCAUGGUAGUGUAAGAAUAGAAGUACGAUUUGAAUCCUCAUUAAUACAAACAAUUAACUGUAUAGUUUAUGCUGAGUUUGAUAAUAUUAUUGAGAUAGAUAAAAACAGAAAUGUUACUGUAGACUAUAGUAGUUAA
This is a messenger RNA of Parnassius mnemosyne (clouded apollo), 1314 nucleotides long. The record is from the annotation of a GenBank genome assembly. NCBI's taxonomy places the organism in Eukaryota, Metazoa, Arthropoda, Insecta, Lepidoptera, Papilionidae.